Molecule: messenger RNA, 2186 nt
Organism: Aspergillus pseudonomiae
Lineage: Eukaryota; Fungi; Ascomycota; Eurotiomycetes; Eurotiales; Aspergillaceae
Product: putative MFS transporter
Exons: 4
Coding region: 106-1857 (583 amino acids)
Biological process (GO): transmembrane transport
Cellular component (GO): fungal-type vacuole membrane
Molecular function (GO): transmembrane transporter activity
Source: RefSeq, a predicted model, not a curated record
GAUCGCUCAGUGUCUAGACAUAUAUUCCUUACAUCAUUCACUCUCGCUUUCUCGUUACUUCACAGAAUAUGUAAUCUAUCCAAUUACUGCCUCUCAUUUACUUGAAUGCGCCUCAGUUGCGCAGCUUCUCACCAUAGUAUCAUGUCCCUAGUGCAACGGGUGUCUGCCAUUGACGGGGUAGAUAAUGUGGAUGUCGUCGAGACGGCGAGUAUCCUCUCCAUCCCCAUCCGGCGCGAAAUCAGCUACGAUGUCUUACCGCCGCCUCCCGUGGAAGAGCGUUUAGAUACGAAAGCGGCGACUCCAGCCUACAGAGUGUCAACCGCAAAGCGACUCGCUCAGGUGAUUGUGACGUUGUUGGCCUGUUGGUGCGCCUCUGGAAUCGUCUUCGGCUUCGCGGCGCUGAAGCCGGUGAUGAUCAACGAAGGUGUGUACCGGAACCUGUGCACUGAGACGGUGUUGCCCAAGGAGGGCAACGUGUGUAGGGCGCAAGAUCUUCGCCUAAACCUAUUCUUCAUGGUCGGCUCUAUUACAGCGAAUGUGUCCGCUCUUCCGGUCGGCACCAUCCUCGACCGCUAUGGCUCUCGAUGGUGUGGUUUUAUCGGCUGUAUAGCUUUGGCCGCUGGUAGUCUGCUCAUGGCCUUUUCUUUCUCGCGUGGCGUGGACGGUUAUAUCGCGGCAAACUUGAUGUUGGCGUUGGGAGGCACAUUCAUCUUUGUCCCGUCCUUCCGAAUCGCCAAUGCGUUCCCCAAGUACACCGGAACGAUUGUCGCGCUCGUCACAGGCGCAUUCGAUGCAUCAGCAGCGGUCUACCUCUUCUAUCGCCUGGCGUAUGAGAAGAAUCCAGGGACCUAUUCCCCGGAGCGGUUCUUCCUGGCCUACCUAGCGGUACCGGCUUGUAUUCUCGUCGCAUUGCUUACGAUUAUGCCGACUCACGACUACCAAACCACACAACAACUGCAAGUCAAGAUUGAGCAGGCCGAGGACAGUAUGCAGGAUGUCCAUGACUCGGAUGCCGAGAUUGAAAGCAAUUCAGAGUUAUGGCAGGUUCGGACGGACCGCGCGAAGCAUCGGAAGGAUCAACUACGCAAGAUUGACAAAGUCUUCGGAGACAAGAGUGAGCGUAAACAACGCCAGGAAUGGGAGGAAGAGCGGCAUGAAACGAGUCGGGUAUGGGGGGUCUUGCAUGGUUUACCGGCCCACGCACAAAUGAAGACACCGUGGUUCAUCCUAAUCCUUCUCAUGACUGUCCUACAGAUGUUGCGCAUGAAUUAUUUUAUUGCGACCGUGCGAUCGCAGUACGAGUUUAUGCUCCACUCAGAACGGCAGGCCGGAACGAUCAAUGACUUCUUCGAUGUUGCGUUGCCCGUGGGGGGUGUGCUUUCCACGCCCCUUAUCGGGCUCCUGCUUGAUAAUCUCAGUGUGCCGGCUACGUUGGCAGUGAUCGUGCUCUUGACCACAACUACUGGCGUGCUGAAUUCUGUCCCCGCCGUAUGGACGGGCUAUCUGACCGUUAUCCUCUUUGUUCUCUUAAGACCAUACUACUACUCGGCAAUGUCCGACUACGCAACUAAAGUAUUUGGCUUCGGAACGUUCGGCAGAGUCUACGGAACGAUCAUCUGCUUUUCCGGCCUCGUCAACUUCGCCCAAUACUUGUUGGACUAUCUAACGCACGGUCCGUUCCACGGUAACCCGAUCCCAAUUAAUAUCUUCCUUGCCACGGCCGGCCUCAUCGUGGGUGCAACGCUGGUGACUUUUGUAUAUAUCGCGGAGAAAAGAUGGAGGGAAGAAAAGCGAGCGGAGUGCGACGAAGAACGGCAGCGACUGAUUCCGGAAGAGGCGGAAGAAGAGCAAGCUUGAGACAAUGAAGAACACUCCUUUGGCCGUUAUAACGAUUCACCUCGUUGCAGAUAUGUUACGAAUGAGUCUAAAAGGUCUAUGGUAAAAGGCAUGCCUUACGCAGCGAACACUUUUAAUGACACCGCAUACAUUAGAUGAAUCAUAUUGAGUCUCUGUUUAUAACUGUGGAAUAGUGGUCUCGCAAGGAUCUGUUCCUCGUAAAGCCUAUCUACUGUACUGAGUGUCUAGCUAUAUAGUCACCUCGUCGAUGAAGUAGAUUUAAUGUCAUAUACACCUGAAUAUCCCGGAAGCCUACAUUACACAGAUCUAGAUAGAAAAGUGGCGCAUGC